GGCAGUGUCAACACCAGGGGUGGAGGAGCCUUGGUACAUCUUGCCAAGCAUCAGCCACGUCUGACUUUAUUCCUGAUAUUGACAAAACUGCCAGUGAAGAUGAGAGGGACACAACCUAUGAUCUGCGUCAUUAUUACUCUCUACCUGACCUCUCAAACCUUCGCUCACACCAAUCGACCAAACAGUGACGCAGGUCAAGAGAACUUCUUGCCCACUGCUAAAGACGGCAACGGACCUGGAGGUGGAGGCGACGGUGGUGGUGGUGGUGGCGGCGGCGGUGGUAGCGGCGGCGGCGGCGAAGGAGGCUUCACCAAGGUGUUAGGCACGUUGUGGGAAGCAGUCAGCAAAUACAAAUCACAGAAGACAACCCCCAUGAUUGCGGGUCGUAUGGCUACUCUGAAGAAUCGGCUGCUAAUGGAAGCAGGAGAUUUGAUCACCUUCUACGUCCACGCUGCUGGGACUCGCCAUGCAGAUGGACGAACUCUGUCACGGGAUGACAAGGACUUCACUGCUAACGUAAAAGGCGAGGCUACUCAAGUGGGCGAAGGAGAGCACCACAGAGGCAAGAGAGACCACCUUCUGGGGUACACUUUCCUCAGAGACAAGGAAGGCGUGGCAAUGUUGGCUGCAGUGGAGGGAGCAGCGAGUCUAGGAGUGAGAGGCUCUCAGAAAAUCCACAUGACUAUCUGGCACGACAGACUUAUUGUUGCUGUCAUCCACAACACCAUGAAAGUCUCUCUUCACGCAAUCGAUCAAUACUCGCUGAAGGUGUCCACUGCGUUGACCUUUCCCGGCAAGAACAGCUGCGGUUUCACUGUGGUCCCGAACGAUGUUCUUCUUUUGGCUUGCGUCGCCGCCAACGCUACCAGCAAGUACCCUGCCUUCUACGAGAAGAUCCUGGAGGAGGUGAUGCUUUACGAGGUGACAGAGGAGAGGCAAGGCCAUGGCAAGCUCUUCAUAAGAUUCCGGCAGAAGAUAGAGACUGAGAGUGCUAAUGACCUGGCGAUGUGGGUGCAAGGUGGCAAGAACUACCUCCUGAUAGCUGACUCAAUGGAGGUGGCGGAACGUAUCGUCCACACACCAACGGGGCUUAAGCUAAUAAAGAAGACCAAUUAUCACGCCUUGUCUCGUCUCUACCACUGGACUGGCCAGUACUUCGACCUUCUGCAAGAGCUGCCGGGGACCCACCCUCGCGCCGUCACCCACUUCCUCGUCGGCAACAUCCACUUCAUUGCUGUCGCUAACUUUAGAAAUAAUAAAGGUCAUUACAACUGCCACAGCUUGAUCUACCGCUACUCUGUAGACAUGGGUCAUUAUGUGGUCUUCCAGGAGGUGUUCACCAAGGGCGCAUAUUAUUUUGAGAGCUUCACCUUAGGAACUGAACGCCGCAAUCACACCUUCCUCGCCGUCGCCAACUACUGUGAGGACGACGAUGACGGUCCGUGUAACCCCGACACCACCUCAGCAAUCUACCGCUAUCACUAUGGCAAGUUCGUACUCUUUCAGGAGAUCCGCACCUCCUACGCCGUGCAGUGGCUCGCCAUCCAGGUUGAAGACACGGUGUUGCUUGCUGUGGCCAGCGCUGCUUCAGGUGUUAAAUUUUACCAGUACAACGGUUGGAGGUUCGUGCCUACAACUGUACAAUACUUCUCAGGACCCUUCAGUGCCGGGGUCACCUCCAUGGCUACUGUCACGUGGAACAGUAUCUUCUUAAUGGCCUUGACGAACAGCGACCCAGGGAAGGCCACCCCAGAGACUGCAACUCUAUACGCACUCUCCUUUACGAAAGAAAAGUCUCUACAGAGGUUUCGAGAGAGCUCGCUUCAGUGGUGCAAGGAGCGCCUGCUGGGGCUGGAUUAUCAGUGCGUAAGCACCUGGCGGCUGGUGAAAGCCGCUCCUAAAGUGAACACGCCUUAUACUUUCAUCCAGCCAGCCAUCAUCCACGGUCACCUCUCAGUCAUAUCGUCAAGUGAAGUCGGAAAGGUAUACGAUAAGUCACAUGGCAGGUGGGUGCCGGAAGUACGAGGUGAUCUGGCAGAGGUAGUGAUGACCCUGGGCCACGAAGUCAAUAAUAUCAGGACCAGGCUCCGCAACGCCUUCUCACUCAUAGGUCCCACCACUUGGCCAGAUGGACUGCGCUUCGCUCAGUUAGAGGCGCGUAUGUCUUCUGUGGAGCAUCUGGAGUCUACCUGGAUCAAUGGUCACUCGGUGUUAUACAAGGACGUCAUUACACUGACUAGCAAGAGUCUGGUCUCUUUCGGAAUGCUCCAUUUCAAGCACUUGCUUUCUCAGGCUGCAACGUGGGUGGAGAGGUUGAUGGACCGAGCAAUGUCAACAUACGUGACGCUGUCUGGUACCCACGUUCUCCACGGCGAUGUAACAUUCCUUGGUAAUGUGCAGGCAGCCUUCUUGGUCGCUUCUGGGUACCGUAGAUGGCGUGAGGGUCACAAAGGACGUCUUGCUACUUACGGCUUCCAUGCAGAAUCUGACUGGGUCAGUCAUCUGUGGUCAGCUGGAAGCCUAUAAUGUACACGUUGACAACAUCAACAACAUCGACAUAAACAAGGUGUUCCAGUCUCUGGUCCUGGCUGGAUCUUCGCAAGUGAUUCCUGGUCUGGUUGUACGUGGCGACGUCAUUUAUGACGGCAACCUCAGGGUAGUCAACCCCACUACCGUAGACUUGUACAAUCCUCUGAGGGUGGAUCUACCUGCAACUCAGAUUUUAGCUG
Molecule: messenger RNA, 2729 nt
Organism: Cherax quadricarinatus
Lineage: Eukaryota; Metazoa; Arthropoda; Malacostraca; Decapoda; Parastacidae
Source: RefSeq, a predicted model, not a curated record